Exophiala spinifera is the source of this 3978-nucleotide messenger RNA. RefSeq lists its product as uncharacterized. The transcript is spliced from 2 exons. Lineage: Eukaryota; Fungi; Ascomycota; Eurotiomycetes; Chaetothyriales; Herpotrichiellaceae. Gene Ontology annotation, molecular function: tubulin binding; phospholipid binding. The record is from RefSeq and is a predicted model, not a curated record. Bases 1 to 3978 code for a protein of 1325 amino acids. Gene Ontology annotation, cellular component: cell cortex; mitochondrion. Gene Ontology annotation, biological process: dynein-driven meiotic oscillatory nuclear movement; establishment of mitochondrion localization; microtubule cytoskeleton organization.
AUGGAGCCGGAAUUCAGUUACUCGCUACCAUCGCCUACGGGUACACCAUACCGCACACCGUCAAGUUCACAAUCGACCCGAUCACGGCGAUACGACGACAUGUCACCCUCUUCUACCCCUCCGCCUAUGCCCGAUGAGCGAGCCAGCAAGAGACAAAGUAGUGGCUCGAUCAAUCCUGCCCUCGACGGGAACAUCUCUCCUCUCGAUCCCAGAAGAUUCACUCCUACCCUCCACGCCUCCUUGGUGUCCGAGAUCUUGUCGUUACGCAGGGACCUGGAGAGCCGAACCAAUGACAUUGAAAGGUUGGAGAUCAGCCUCCAUACCUCUCAGUCACAAAAUGAAGUCCUCAAUAACAAUCUGCUACAAGCGAACAAGGAGACGAGGUCGAUCAAACGGCAGAUGCAACUUUUGGAAGGAGGCACCCUCUCAGCCCUCAACGAACUAGCCAAAGAACGAGACGACGCAUUGAACGACGUGUCGGAACUGCGCAAAAGACUCGAGCAAAGCCAGAAAAAGGCAAAGACCCAGGAAGAAACCGCAGAAAAGACGCAGGCUCUCUGGGACAAGGACAAGGAAUUGUGGCUUGGUGAAAAGCGCGGGCUAGAAACCAAGGUCCAUAUCGCAGAGGGACGUCUUAAAGUUGUACUGAGUGAGCUUGCUAACGCUCAACACCAUCAACUGCCCCCUGUGUCUCCGACGGAGCGAACAUGUCAGAGUAGGAACAGUGUUAUGGAGAGCCCGAGCAAGGGUUCUAUCCUCGCACGACGAGGACGAAGGCCAAGUGCCACUUCGAUCAAUAGCGACACCCACGGUGGGCGCAUGUCCGUGUUGAGCUUUCACAAUGGCGUUACAGUGAAUCUGGCGGAUGAGCUUGCGUUUGAUGAACUGGAAGAGGAUAUGGCCAACAUCCUCGAGAAUGACGAAGACGGGCGUAUUUCUCCCGACGCGCUGCCUGAAGAGCAAAUUCGUCCCACCUCAAGCCUGUCCCUCAAAGCUCGCAAAGUAUUGGGCAUGCCUUUAGACUUCGAGGAAAUCGAACGCAACGACAGCCCAGAAGAAAAGCGACGGGUUAGUGCCGUAUCUCCAGACGGUGUGCCACGGCAGCCUAGCAUCAAAUAUGUUGACACCGCCAUACAAUUCUCCCCUCCCCCUUCUCCCUGGCCGGCUCUGGCGAACAACCGUCAAUCCAGGAUAUUCCGACCAGCGGAUAUCGAAGUUGGAACUAUCAGGCACGCCAAUGUUUCUCCCACCCCUGACAGCCCUGCCGAUAGUGCAGAGUUUUCGUGGGAAAGGCAGCUACCGAUUAUGGUUUCGUCCGCGUGCCAAACGGUUGAGGCUCUUCCAAGUCCGCCACUCACUCCAGAGAAACACGACAAUGGCCUCGCUACUAUACCUGAGAGCUUUUUUGAGAGAGUCCCGACAGCGACGAUUGCUACCCAGACUGAUGACAUCGUGCCUGCGAUCAACAUUAGCCAUAAACAUACUGAAAGCGAGGAGACUCUUGAUCUCAAAGUGCCUUUGAUUGCCAUCAUACCUCCGGGAUCCAGACCUGCCACCCCUGAGAACAGUGUCAUGUUGCCGCCCCGAACUAAGAACGCCGGUACCCAAGUAAGCUCAGAUGCUCUUGGUGGAUAUCAAUCAGCAUCGAUGCAGACCGAAGAAAUCCGGGUUGACAAACGAGCCAUCGUACCUCCAUCUGAGAUGCCUCCUGCUCCUCUAUCAAAUAAUUACAGACCACCCGUAUCUGCCAUGGCAGUGCCACCACCCAUUUCUCGAACAAGAGUCUCCCCCGCUGCUUCCAUGUUCUCUUCUCGACGCGGCAUGGCUGCAGGACCCUCCAGAGCGCCAGUGCCUCCCCCGAACGAUAACGGACCGCUUUCCAGGGAUCCCGCCUCCAACAUGCCCAGACCUAUUCGAUCGAGCAGCCUUUUCGCCGGAUUCGAUGAUGACGUGGAAGACGAGAACGACCUAUUUGAUGAAGACAAUUUCCUUGACGAUGACAUUUUCAGUCGUCCGACCGCCAAGUUCGUCCUCAAAUCUGGCAAGUUGGUGUCUCAAGAUCCCCUUCUUGAAGACAUUGGCGAAAGUGUGGCAGUCAGCGCUGGUGAAGCUGCCGCCCUGGAAAAGCUUCGCCUUUCAGAGGACGGUCUUCCUCUGGAACUGAGGAUGGCUUUCUCCAAAGGCAGGACUAGCCCUCCAAGACGGUCUCAGAAGCAGAAUAUCGGCUCAAAGCUCAAGCGUGUACCAUCGGCUCGAUCCAGCAACAUGAGAAGGACUGCAUUGAUAUCAAGUGGAGCUGCUGCUCAUCGCACAUCACAUUCCCAAUCUACCACGGCUUCCGUCGACAGUAAUCCUCCUUUCCCUGUCCCUUUGAGGUACAGCUCUGCAAGAAUCGGUAAAUCGAUCAGCGAAGGUGGUCGAAGCUCGCCCGCGAGUAGCAAUGCAUCUCCAACAAAGAGGCCGAAACACAAAUAUACUAGACCUAUGUUGAGAAAAGCUCGGUCUGGUCCUGCCAUUUCGCCUCAUUCUCAAGCACGACGAGCCCGGAGUCGUUCACCACCUCUGGAUCCACGGGUCUCCAUUGUGCCUGAAAUGCCCAGCUUUCAAAUGCCAACAACGGAACCGGCAUCGUUCCUGGCUGAGCCUUACGGCAACCCCAGGGAGGCGAGUGCACCUCGUCCAUCCAUCGCCACCGGGCCUAGCCGACAGAACACCCAUCACGUAAAGACCAAUUCAGAUGCGGUGUCCAUGCAGCAGACAUCCGUUGUUGAUUCGAUCGCGCAGACUAUGGUGGGUGAAUGGAUGUAUAAGUAUGUUAGAAGGCGCAAGUCGUUUGGGGUGACCGACAAAGCCGACUGGGAUAGUAACAAGAGUGUGGAAGAGAUCUCUCAAAGUGUUACGAACAAUGGUGUCCGCCACAAAAGAUGGGUAUGGCUUGCGCCAUAUGAGCGUUCUGUUAUGUGGAGCAGUAAGCAGCCAACUUCUGGUACAGCUUUGAUGGGCAAGAGUGGCCGAAAAUUGAUCAUCAAGUCGGUUCUUGAUGUCAAAGAUGACAACCCUAUGCCCAAAGGUGCAAUCGCUGGUCAGCAUUUCAACAGAUCCAUCCUCAUUUUGACUCCUCAGAGGGCUCUCAAAUUUACAGCAACCUCACAAGAGCGCCACUAUGUGUGGCUGACCGCGUUGUCAUUCUUGUCACAUUCGCCCCUGAGCGUCAAUGAAUUGACCGCCAUACCGCCGCCGCCACCACCUCCAGAAAAUGACACAUUGAAUCAACCUACACCAUCCCUCGCAGGUUCUCUUCGACGGCGACCUAUUCGUGACUCGAUCCGCAUUGCGAAGAACCCGCUUCGGGCUGGUCCUGGUCCUAGAUCCUUCACGACUGACGGAUCGAUUCCUGUCCAGGAUUCUCGACCUCCAACUCGCGAUUUCUAUGACCCAACACAAGACCCUGCUCUACCGCCUGUCAUCCCACGACAUUCACGAAAACGGAGCAACACGGCUCCGCGAGUACCACCCAGUUCCUUUAGAAGUUUCUCUGCAAAAGAGGCAACUCCUAGCCUGCCUGGUGCAGGCUCCACCUAUUCGCAAAGCAUCCGAUCAACAGCAGUCUACUCAUCUGAUCGGGGCUUGUACACACCCAGUCUCGGCAUGCAGAGCAUUGUGAGCAGCCGCCGAGGCAGUGAGGCAAGUGCAUCUGGCCGACCUCCUGUCCCACCAAUAUUCCUAGAUUCCAUCCAACAAACAACAACCAUGCGGAUGGAUGCUUUCAUUGAGGGUAAAACAUCUACCUCGUCAACCCGUCCUUCCUUCAGCGUCCUCCGUGGGCAGUCGAAGAAGAAGGAUAUGAGUUAUUGGGGAUUUGAUCAAGGUCGAGACAGUAUCAGCCCGGUGGAUUCGUUGCUUCAUAGCGAGAUGAUGGCAGCAAGCUCAUCCACCAGAGGCAGUUCUGACUCGAGAGACUUAUGGCGAGGUUUUUGA